AUGCUGGACAUGGCAGAGGCAUUCAAAAUCAGAUUGCUCCAGUCCACUCCUUAUUAUGCCCAAGCCAAUGGACAGGCGGAGUCAAGCAACAAAGUGAUCAUCAACAUUAUCAGGAAAAUGCUUGAGAAGAAUCCAAAACAAUGGCAUGAGAAGCUGUCAGAAACUCUGUGGGCAUAUAGAACUUCAAAAAGAGAAGCAACUGGCAUGACCCCCUAUGCGUUAACCUACGGUCAUGAUGCAAUUCUGCCUAUGGAGAUAGCUGUUCAGUCCCUCAGAAUUGCUCACCAACAUAACUUAGUAGGAGAGAACUACUCCCAGGCCAUGCUGCUGGAACUGGAAGGAUUGGAUGCAAGCAGAAUUGACACUCUCAACAAACUCCUGGCAGGAAAACAAGCUGUAUCAAGGGCUUACAACAAAAGAGUUAAGAACAAGAGUUUUGAAGAAGGAGAGAUAGUCUGGAAAGCGGUUCUGCCCCUUGGAACACAUGUGGCUGGUUAUGGAAAAUGGUCACCUACAUGGGAAAGCCCUUUCAUAAUCAAUCAGAUCCUUGGAAUGGGGGCGUAUAGGUUGCAGGACAGGGACGGAGAAAUUCAUACUGCCCCAAUUAAUGGCAAAUGGUUAAAAAAGUUUUAUCCAACCAUGUGGGAUUCGCAGGCUGUACAAACAGACCCUGGGAUAGACAUAAGACUACACUAA
Messenger RNA from Prunus armeniaca (apricot), 696 nucleotides. The record is from the annotation of a GenBank genome assembly. NCBI's taxonomy places the organism in Eukaryota, Viridiplantae, Streptophyta, Magnoliopsida, Rosales, Rosaceae.